CUAUCCAUAAAUAAGCUAUUUUUGAGAUAAACUUUUCAACAUACGUCCUUGCAAAAGAGUUGUAUUUAAGAUUGCUUUGCACACUGUCGCAGUUACAAUUGAGUGAGCAAUCAUGAAAUAUCAACUGAUCUUCGCUGUUUUUGCCCUUUUCGCUGGUGGGGCUCAAUGCUCUAGGAUUAGGAGAGCAUUUGGAGGUUUUGCUGGAUUUGGGGCUGCACCAGCAGCGAUAGCUGCUCCUUCUGCACCAGUGGCUGUUCCUUCCAAUCCUGCUGCACCUGCGGCUGCUCCAAUGGCUGCUUUUGCAGCUGAUCCCGGUGCAUCCGUAACAACCCCGAAAACUGCUGGUUUAAAUCUGGCUCUGGGUUUCAUGGUGGAUGAAUUGGAUAAACAACAAUCCCUUGGUGGUCCCGUCAACCCCGGUGGUCUCCAAAAGGCUUGCAUUGUAGCAUCAAAAAUCAAGAUGUUGGGAGGUGAAGUUGAUAAACCGACCCAAGAUAAACUGGAUUCCUUAGUGGCUGAUUAUGCAGUACAGGCUGUUGAUCCAGCUGCAUUUUCCGCUUUUGCUGCUCCACCCGCUGGCUUCCUCUGAUCAAGUCAUUUGAGUGUCAUGUAUUUGUUUCUUAAGACAAUAAAUAGAAAUAAAUA
Messenger RNA from Parasteatoda tepidariorum (common house spider), 645 nucleotides. RefSeq lists its product as uncharacterized. NCBI's taxonomy places the organism in Eukaryota, Metazoa, Arthropoda, Arachnida, Araneae, Theridiidae. The record is from RefSeq and is a predicted model, not a curated record.